This is a messenger RNA of Spirometra erinaceieuropaei, 3544 nucleotides long. The record is from the annotation of a GenBank genome assembly. Lineage: Eukaryota; Metazoa; Platyhelminthes; Cestoda; Diphyllobothriidea; Diphyllobothriidae.
AUGCCUAACGACAAAUAUCAACUGAAGCUGCAGCACAUUUCAUCUGCUCAGUCAGGUAAGUGUAUGACUGUCGAGAAACCCGAAAUUAGCCUCUGGAAUGACAUAUGUUUCGUUAUAGCAGCAACUUAUUUUGCACAUCUGUCCUUCAGGCAUGCUAACCUUUGACAACAGCAGUUUUUCAAAUCUCUGCACAAACGAGUCCGAAGUGGAACUCGCCUGGAGAUUCUUGGGAACAACAUCAGCAAUCAAUGCGAGCAAUGUAAGUAUGUCUUGAGACCCAAACUUCAUGCGUCACUCGGGUUUGGAAUCGUUUGAUGGGAGGAACCCGAAACAGUUCGGUUCAUAAUUUUCACAAAGGAUUUAAUUAUUCUUGCCCAGGCCCCCUGUCAUCUUUCAAUUUAGUUAUUUCCAUCGAACAAUCAACGGCAAUAGAGUUUUCUUUAAAAAUUUAAAGAAGUAUGAUACACGGUAAACCUAAUGCGAAUGAUCAAUGUUAGUUUGCUGACUAGCCAGCUCGACGAAAGUGUUCUAUUAAAUAAUAUAUACUUUGCAGAUAUACUUAAAUCGUCCGUUACGAUUAGUUUGAAUUUAUUUUCUGCCUUAGUAUUGUCGUCAAACCUAUUGACGAAAAUAUUCUGCAUUUAAGAUAACAUGCUACUCUAACGAAGAGCCCAUAUGUGGACUGUCGUCGCCAUGCGGUAAGCCAUUUUCGAACUCGAAACCAUAAGCAACUCUAUGUUAAAGGACUUUAUGAACUUUUUUUCAAAACCUAAGGGAGCCAUAUUGAAUGCUAUUUUUCUACCUCAGUACGCCUAAUUUUGCGCCGACAUCAGUUUUAGGGAACGAGGGAGCCCAUUCCGUGCUGAGAUACACUGCAAAGCGUGGACCGGAAAAUAUGGUUCUUUAUACAUGCUUGUAUAAAGAAAAUGAAAAUUUUGACCAAGUUACUUACAGGAUCUUUUGGCCAGGUAUGUCAAAUUCGUACAGGUGUUAUCUGCCGGAAAACCAUUUAAAUAUAUUCUUUUUAACGGCUUUUCACGCAAAUGGAAUCUGGAGUGCUGAUUUUUCAAAAUCAAUUUUAAAAUGGGCAUAAAAAUAUAUCCGAAAUUUAUAGGUUCGGACAGGUUUGUUGGCGAAACUGAAGCCCUAACUGCGUCGUCCAACGAAGUGGAACUGGAAUGGAUCGUCAACCACUGGGGUCCACACGACUAUCGGGUAACAAAACCUUUUCUUUUUUCGAGUAGGCUAAGGAGUAACGUUGUGGAUACAAUGAAGUUAAAUGACUGGCUGGAUGUGUUCGGUAUUCACAAAAACUAAAUAUUUUCUUGCUGUUAUGAUUUAUGGCCAUGACAUGGCAUAUUGCUCUGGCUUGCAGACUACAGCGUUGAGCUACUAGCUUGUGGAGUACUCUAUAUUAAAAUCCCAAAAUGACGUUAGUAGACUUUGAAAUGACAUAAUAUCGGUCUCUAAAACCGUUAAUAAUAGAAAAAAACUGAUAGACGUUGGCAAGGAUCUAGAAAGUUAUAAGACUACUGGAAAAUUCGUCUUUCCGAAGAAAAAGGCAUUUCUGGUUUCUUAUACUUACACCUGGUUUACAACUUAUAGUAAUCGAGAAUUAUAAAAAGGUUGAAUAGCGUAUAAUAAUUUAACACCGACGCACAGAUAUGAAAAAUAUUACGGACUGUUACCUUUGUUGGAAUCACCUGAUAUUUCGCUGUUCGGUAACCUAGAACUGAUAUUUAUUCAAUCAAUUGGUUACAAUUAGCCAGUACCACGUAUAAAACACAGAGCACAAACUAAAACGAAAUUUUCAGUCAAUAAAUAUAUUCUUUACGGUCAACGUAGAGAGAUUAAAUCCAAGGAUUAACACAGAAUUAGUGUUCCAUAUUGGGUGGGGAACCCUAAAAUUGAUAUUGGUUACUCAUUGUAGACACGGGAUGCCAAACAUAAAUUUAAGCUUGAAGUUCAUUGCUCUGUAGGCCAAAAAAUGAAAAACAAUAUACUUUGUAGGUUCUUGCAAAUAGUUGCCUUUUUUGCAAAACGGAUUUUUUUAAAAAUUAUGGAAGGGCAAAGAAAACACUUAUUUUACGAAGUCAAAUUCAUUCUCUGCGCGUUCUACAAACUGUUUAAUUGAAACUAAAGUAAGCAAAAAAUGCUUCCUAAGAUCGCCCAACUGUGUGGGCCGCAUAUUUUGUGUGGUUAAUUUUCACAUCCUAUAUUCUGGGCUUUAUUUUUUCUAGAGAUUUGAGUGCUAUGCUGAUGACCAGCUUCUGUGCUCCGGCCUUACAACUACUGCUGAAGAGGGAAUGUGCCGUAAGUGGCAUUUCAUUGACUUGGGCAAAAUUAAAGCUGUGCAGGUUAAACGUGGCGAAACACGCAGAAUUCAGCGACUGCGUAGAUUUUCUGACCUACUCACGAGCUCUGAACCUUCAUUACUUAUCUAUGCAACUACCGGUUCUACGUGAUCGCUGGAAGAAGAACUUUAUUCGCCUAGCAUUUUGCAUUCAUCCUCGAACCCAUUAAAAGAUCCCGGUGACCAGUGCAUAUGGGGUUGCAGUAUUUAUGGGACUUAGGCGCUAUGGAGCGCAAUUAACGGCUCUCUCCUUCAUCGCAGACUUUUUGAUCCCAAUACGAUAACUGUUUGAUGACCGAAAAUCGCCUCGAUUUCGUCCAACAUGUUGGGUGUUUAAGUACUAAUUGCUCGCCCAUUCGGUUCACUGCUACUGGGGUUAGAAACUACGCUUGGCUGCGCGCUCCCAGAGACCUAAUUAUCCUGCCCAGUGUUAGUCUCUAAACUGAAUAUGGAAGGAGCAAGUCGCUGUAAUUGUUAAUAGACUGGUUGCCAGUGAACCCUAAGUCAAGCAGUUCACGUCUCACGCGUUUGUCAGCACUCCCGGGAAUUUUGUGGCGUCGACGAACUUGAGUACGUAGCCAAAUCCCGCAAAGUGAUCUGCGACUUAGCAGCUGGGGUAAUUUUUCUUCACUGCUACUACAUUUUCGGCUAUUCGCGUCUACUGUGGUAAUUGCUCUGUUCACAACUACAUCAGGCCCUACAAACGACAAGAUUCAAAGACUCGAAUGCUGUCCACCAAGGAGAUAUCGCACCAAUAGAAAGGGGGGACGUUCAUUUAGGUGCUAAAGUGGUGGCCUCAAAAAGGCGUCCCCAAAUACUGCAACUGUUUGUGCAUGUAUUACCCUUAUCUGAUGCUUUUGUCGCUAGUGGGAUGGUCGACAAGACUAAGAUUCUCAGAUCAGAAGUCAGGCAAUAGGACGUGGACCUGGAUUGCUUUUACUGCUGAGGAAGUGCGUGUCGAAAAGCUCUGCAUGCAGUCGCCGCGAGCGCGCUCUUCAAGCAAGUCCGACUUGUCUGGGUCCGCCGUCGAGGACCUCAGACCCAGCGCCUUUCGUUGUCCCAGCGUCCGCCAGCCAACCAGAAGAGGAACAGUGUCGAUUGACUUCGAGCACUCGCGAGGCUAGCGACAAGCCUCGUGCGUCCCAGCAGUGGAUCGACAUGGAGUGUGAGGCGGAUAGGGAGGCAGCGUGA